Messenger RNA from Racocetra persica, 430 nucleotides. NCBI's taxonomy places the organism in Eukaryota, Fungi, Glomeromycota, Glomeromycetes, Diversisporales, Gigasporaceae. The record is from the annotation of a GenBank genome assembly.
AUGACAGACUCAAAUAUAUCAAAAAAUGACUUAUCUGAUAUUUGCCGUAGUUUAGGCAUAUCCACCGAAGGGAAUAAAGCAGACCUUGUACAAAGGUUAAAGAAAUACCAAACAAAUGAACCCCGUAAGAAAAAUGUGGACGGAAUGAAGUUCACAAAUGAUGAAGCUGAUGACGAAUCAAGAAUUACUUCAGAAGAACAAGCGCCCAUUACACGCUGUGUCAUCAUUGGUUUUCUCCAAGAUGCAGCAGAAACAGCUAACAACCCACAGCAGACCAAUAAGACUAAAAAACAGAAAUUACAAGCCGAAGAGGAGGAUAAUUCUGAUCCAUUAAUUGAGAGAGUAUUAUUAGGGUUUCAAAAAUUGGAAAACACCAUACUAAACUUUGAUAACAAACUGACCUCAAUGGCACACCAAGUCCAAGAAACAC